ACUCUGAGGAACGUGGCAGCCCCCCCAAGUGUUAAAGACAGGGCGCUAUUUUCCCUUUGCUCUGACGAUCACUUUAUGGGUGACUAGCAUCCCAGAAACACCUCCCAGUUUUGGUGUGACGUCCCAUCACUGUCUUUCUGCUCUGGCUGAAAGAAGCGGAGAGAGCAGCUCACUGUCAGACAUUCUGGAGAAGGUCCAAAAACAUCUGUUAGUUUUACUUAAAUUGAUUUGAGGAGGCCAUAAAGAACUUAGAGUGGCUUUGAGUUACUCUCUUCGGGUCUUGCUGUGUUUGAGGAGGCGCAAACAUGGAUAUCUUGGCUUUAGAGGCUAAGGGGGUCAAGGCUGAAGCCGCUCCACAGCCUUCCUCUAAGCCCAGACCUAAAGCGCCAAAAAAACCUAAACGAAUCGUUUACUUCGAGGUGGAGAUUCUGGAUGCCAAGACCAAGGAGAAGCUGCUGCUCUUGGAUAAGGUUGAACCAUCAGCUACUAUUUUGGACAUAAAGUCAAUGUUCCACAAAUCAAAUCAGCGCUGGUAUCCUGCCAGACAGUCUCUGUGCCUGGACCCAAAGGGAAAGCCCUUGAAGGAUGAAGACAUCCUUCAGCAGCUUCCGGUGGGAACCACAGCAACCUUCUACUUCAGGGACCUUGGAGCUCAGAUCAGCUGGGGGACGGUGUUCCUGGCCGAAUGCGUCGGACCGCUCUUCAUCUACCUGAUGUUCUACUUCAGACUGCCCUUCAUCUACGCCCCCAAGUAUGACUUCACAACCAGCAAACACUGGGUGGUACACAUAGCGUGUUUGUGUCACUCCUUCCAUUACGUCAAGAGGAUUCUGGAAACCUUGUUCGUGCAUCGCUUCUGCCACGGUACCAUGCCACUGCGCAACAUUUUCAAGAAUUGUUCAUUUUAUUGGUUCUUUGCAGCCUGGAUGGCCUACUACAUCAACCAUCCGCUCUACACGCCGCCAUACUACGGAGAACAGCAAGUGAAGACGGCACUUGGGAUUUUUCUGUUUUGCCAGUUGGGGAAUUUCUCGAUCCACGUCGUUCUGCGCAAUCUCAAACCUCCAGGAUCUAAGACCAAGAAGAUCCCAUAUCCAACCAAGAAUCCUUUCACGUGGAUCUUCAUAGUGGUUUCUUGCCCGAAUUACACCUACGAGGCAGGCUCCUGGCUGGGCUUCACCGUCAUGACUCAGUGUGUUCCUGUCGCCUUCUUCACCAUCAUCGGCUUUGUGCAAAUGACCGUGUGGGCAAGAGGCAAACACCGCAGCUACCUGAAGGAGUUUAAAGAAUACCCGACCCUGCGCUCACCCAUUCUGCCCUUCAUCCUCUAA
Hemibagrus wyckioides is the source of this 1331-nucleotide messenger RNA. It is a transcript of the gene tecra, whose product is annotated as trans-2,3-enoyl-CoA reductase a. Bases 306 to 1331 code for a protein of 341 amino acids. Gene Ontology annotation, biological process: very long-chain fatty acid biosynthetic process. The record is from RefSeq and is a predicted model, not a curated record. The transcript is spliced from 11 exons. Gene Ontology annotation, molecular function: oxidoreductase activity, acting on the CH-CH group of donors. NCBI's taxonomy places the organism in Eukaryota, Metazoa, Chordata, Actinopteri, Siluriformes, Bagridae.